Messenger RNA from Rotaria sp. Silwood2, 2445 nucleotides. The record is from the annotation of a GenBank genome assembly. NCBI's taxonomy places the organism in Eukaryota, Metazoa, Rotifera, Eurotatoria, Philodinida, Philodinidae.
AUGAUAAUGAACAUUGAAACAAUUUCAAUUUUCAAUACGCUAAAUGAUAAUCAAAAGACUUCUCGACGACAAGUUUUAAUGAUGAAUGGAAGUAAAAAAGAGAAAUUUCAUGCAGCCGAUAAACAUCAAUUACCAUCUGAACGGUCAAGAACUUAUUUGCUUACAAUGCUUCCAGUUACUAAAGGUGAUUAUGUUUUUAAUGGGGACGGAGAACAAGAGUGGGAAAUACAAGGAAAUACCAAUGCUGAAUUUAUUAUUUAUGGUGAAAAUCUUGAUGGUGCCCAACUCUCAUUUACAACUCAUUCUGAUUCAUGUCAAUGGGAACGUAAAAAUAAAAUAUAUACUUUAAAAGUAGAUGUACUCGAUCCACAUGAACGUAUGAGUGAACGUGCUUAUAUUAUUCUCAAUUUACCUUAUUAUAAUUCAACUUUAUAUAUGUGUCUAACACCAAGUAAUUCUGAUGAUGUAUUUCAUCAAGGAAAUCGGGCUGGUUUAAAAAUUCGAGUAACUCGUCGUGCUAUACCUGUUUGGACAACAAUUCUUUGUUUAGUAUUUCUUUUAACAUUAUCAGGUCUUUUUUCUGGAUUAAAUCUUGGUUUAAUGUCAUUAACACCACAUGAUUUAAAGGUUAUACAAGAAGCUGGCUCACCAAAUGAUCGUAAAUAUGCUAAACGUAUAUAUCCAGUACGUAAACGUGGUAAUUUUCUUUUAUGUACUAUUUUAUUGGGUAAUGUUUUGGCUAAUUCAACAACAACAAUUUUACUUGAUACAUUAAUUAGUGGUGGAUUAGCUGUUGCUGGUGCAACAUUAGCAAUUGUUAUCUUUGGUGAAAUUAUUCCUCAAGCUAUAUGUUCUCGACAUGGGCUUAAAGUUGGUUCACAAACAAUUUUAUUAACACAAUUCUUUAUGAUUUUAACAUUUCCAAUUUCAUUUCCAUUGAGUAAAUUACUUGAUAUUAUUCUAGGAGAAGAAGUUGGUGCACGUUAUACACGUGAUCAAAUGAGUGCUUUAUUAAAACAUACAAAAACAACCGAUAUUGAAGAUCGUGAAAAGAUCAUUAUGACUGGUGUACUUAGCUUAAAAGCAAAAAAAAUUCGUGAUGUAAUGACAAAUUUAGAAGAUAUUUUUAUGCUUGAAGCAAAUCGUAUUGUUGAUGAUGAUCUUGUUUUAAAUGUUUAUGCUCUUGGUUAUUCAAGAAUACCUGUCUAUGAGCGAGAAAAAGAUAACAUAGUUGGUCUUGUAUAUGCACGUGAUUUUGCUCUACCUGAUACUGAUUCAGGAAAAUUUAUUGUUCAUUUUAAAGAAAAAUAUUUUAAUCAUGUCUUUGUUUAUUUAUUUAUUUUUGCAGAACAAUAUCAUUUAGGUGUUGUUGUUGAAUAUGAUAAUACAAGCGAAAAAGAUCCAAGAGCUAGAGCUGUUGGUAUUGUUACAUUAGAAGAUAUUAUUGAAGAAAUGAUUCAAGAAGAAAUUAUUGAUGAAACAGAUGAAUUUACUGAUAAUCGUACAAAAAAGCGCAAUGUUCUUUCUCAAGCACCUGAUUUUUCCGUUUUUAUUCGUCAAAGUGCAAAUGAAGUAGUAAGUAAAAUUUCGACGCAAAUGAAAGUCGCUGUUUUUCAAUUCCUGUCAACAAGUGUUGAACCUCUCAAAGAAAAAUUUGUUUCAACAAAUAUUUUAGGUCGCUUAUUAAAUGUUGAUCUGUAUAAAGAAUACGAAUAUGAUGAAGAUGAUGCUAAAGCUGGAAAAAUUACAUAUAUAUAUGAAUAUGGUAAACCAGUGGAUUAUUUUGUUCUUAUUGUUAAUGGCAAUGCAGAAUUAGAAACAGGAAAAGAGAAAAUUGUUAGCGAAAUCGGUCCAUUCAAUUUUUUUGGUGUUAGUGCACUUUAUAAUCCUGAUGAAAAACUUGAUGAUCUGAUACGUUCAAAAUCUAAUAGAUUUCGUCCAUUUAUACCUGAUUUCAGUUUACGUGUUAGUGAAGAUGUACAAAUUUUACGUAUACGUCGUGUUCAUUGGUUAGCUGCUGUACGUGCAACUUAUUUUGAAAAAAGACAAACAGCUAAUGGUGAUGCACCAAUGCUUGAUGCCGAUGGUGAACAAAUCGAUUUAUUAAUACAAGAAUUAGAAAAAGUUGAUCAUGUCGAUCCAUCGAAUAUUAAUAGUUGUGUUACUGGAGAAACAGCACAUGAACGAACGUCGUCAUCAGCAUUAACAAUAGCAUCAGAUGGUGGUAUUGAACAUGAAAAAUUAUUAACAGAACGUCAAACAUCGAGUAGUUUACAUAAUUCAAGUAAAAUAUUACCCGAUAGUCCAAUGAAUUCUGGUAGAAAUACACCAACAUUAAUAGACAAACAACGGCAAAAAAUAUUUCGUUCAGCUACGAGUGCAACACCACCACCACCAUCAUUAUCUAAUGAAAGUCCAUCAUCAAUAAAUCGUUCAUUGACUUAG